AUGAAUUGUGUGGUCAAACUUACUCAACAGAUGCGAACAGAAGACUCACGAUAUCUUCAAUUACUUGAACGACUUCGUCAAGGUCAAUGUAGUUAUGAAGAUUAUGAAUUAUUAUUGACGCGCGUUGUGGGACAGCCAACCGUAUCUCUUCGUGAGCCACCAUGGAAUCAAAAAAGUGAUCCUGAUCUUUUCCCGUAUUUUAGCGUUCGGAAAGCAUUAUCAGUAGCACAUGGUUGCAUACUGAAAGAUGUACAAGUGGUCAUACCCAAGUCCUUGCGCUUUCGUGUUUUACAAAUGCUGCAUCGGGGACAUUUAGGGGUAGUGAAAAUGAAACAACUGGCCCGUGUCCAUUGCUGGUGGCCAAAAAUGGAACUGGAUAUUGAAAACAUGACCAAGUCAUGCAAGAUAUGUGCUAUGGUAGCUGCAAAACCAAAAGAAGAUUUCAAGCCAUGGCCAGAACCUGAACUUGUGUGGUCUCGCGUACACAUGGAUUUUCUUGGACCAUUAUGGAAUUCAAAAUGGCUAGUUAUGGUCGACGCAAAAUCCAAAUUCCCAUUCGUGGCAGACAUGGGACAUGACACAAGCGCCAAGAAUCUAUGCAAUGUUCUUGAACAAGCCAUUGAUUGGUUGGGCCCACCGACAACAUUGGUAUCAGACAACGGACCACCGUUUACGAGCUUCGAAAUGAAAGAAUUUUACAAGCAAUACGGCAUCGAGCACAUCACAACAGCGCCUUAUCACCCACCAAGCAACGGCAUUGCCGAAAGAUUCGUUAGAUCUUUCAAGGAAGGAAUGAUCAUGCAACAAGAGUCAGGCCAAACAAAUAAGUCAGUUGCAUUGAGAAAUGUCUUGCGCAGCUAUCGUUGGACACCGCAUACUACUACUGGCACCGCUCCAGCAGAAGCACUCUUUCGAAGACCAAUUCGAACCGAACUGGCAAGAUUACAUCCAAGUUUGGCAAAACCACAAAAGAGAAAAUCAAGCAAAUAUAAAAUUGGACAAGAAAUUUGGGUAAGGAAUCAUCAACGCAAUAAACGUAUCGAUUGGAUUCCUGGAGUUAUUACACACCAAGUAGGUUCAAUGAUGUAUCGGAUCGAAUUAGGAAAUGGACAAACAUGCGUACGCCACCAAAACCAACUUCGAUUUCGUCGAGAACCGGACAUUCAAGAUGAUCUGGAAGAUUUAACAGAGAAUUUGUUGAACCGAAAUAAACCAACAGUAACACCUGUGGUACAACACACACCGCAGCAGACACCACAGCACACACCACAACAAUCACCUCGAUAUCCACAGCGACAACGGCGACCACCUGACCGGUAUUCACCAUAG
Adineta ricciae is the source of this 1329-nucleotide messenger RNA. NCBI's taxonomy places the organism in Eukaryota, Metazoa, Rotifera, Eurotatoria, Adinetida, Adinetidae. The record is from the annotation of a GenBank genome assembly.